Molecule: messenger RNA, 794 nt
Organism: Carassius auratus (goldfish)
Lineage: Eukaryota; Metazoa; Chordata; Actinopteri; Cypriniformes; Cyprinidae
Product: transport and Golgi organization protein 1-like
Exons: 2
Coding region: 15-590 (191 amino acids)
Source: RefSeq, a predicted model, not a curated record
CCAGCAGAAAACUAAUGGAGGACAAAGAGCCCAGCAGAAAACUAAUGGAGGACAAAGAACCCAGCAGAAAACUAAUGGAGGACAAAGAGCCCAGCAGAAAACUAAUGGAGGACAAAGAGCCCAGCAGAAAACUAAUGGAGGACAAAGAGCCCAGCAGAAAACUAAUGGAGGACAAAGAGCCCAGCAGAAAACUAAUGGAGGACAAAGAGCCCAGCAGAAAACUAAUGGAGGACAAAGAGCCCAGCAGAAAACUAAUGGAGGACAAAGAGCCCAGCAGAAAACUAAUGGAGGACAAAGAACCCAGCAGAAAACUAAUGGAGGACAAAGAGCCCAGCAGAAAAAAGACAACGAAUAAACAGUCUGUUCCUCUGGAAAGUGCUAGGAGAGCAAAAAAGCAUCAAUGGUCUCCCAUGGAGGUUGCCGCGGUCAUGAGACAUUUUGACGAACACAUCAAAAAAGGAAAACUGGCCACUAUGAUUGAAUGCCAGCAAUGCAAGGAGGCAGAAGAUCCUGCUCUGGCUGGUCGCUCUAUUCUAAACAUAAGAGACUUCGUAAGAAAUCGUGGUGUGACUUUGAAAAGAAAAAAAUAAUCCUAGCUAUAAUAUGGAAAUGUGAUGAAUUGUCCACCAGUGAUGUCAUCUCCACACAGUCCAUUUAGUUCUAAUUUGGUUUAGUUUGCCUGUUAAGUUAUGUUUCCCAUGUUCCUUUUUUGUCCUUUUCCAGCCACUAAUCAGUUACCAUGGAACAUUCAUUUACUAAAAAAACAGUUAUUAGUCGUGAAGUUCAUCAUUAUA